This is a messenger RNA of Phyllostomus hastatus (greater spear-nosed bat), 1041 nucleotides long. Its product is annotated as zinc finger protein 211-like. Bases 1 to 1041 code for a protein of 346 amino acids. Lineage: Eukaryota; Metazoa; Chordata; Mammalia; Chiroptera; Phyllostomidae. The record is from RefSeq and is a predicted model, not a curated record. The transcript is spliced from 5 exons. Gene Ontology annotation, biological process: negative regulation of transcription by RNA polymerase II. Gene Ontology annotation, molecular function: DNA-binding transcription repressor activity, RNA polymerase II-specific.
AUGGCGGCAACCACGCUGAGGCCCACGGCUGAGGUUGGUGUGACCUUUGAGGACGUUGCCGUGCACUUCUCCAGGACAGAAUGGCUUCUCCUGGAUGAAGCUCAGAGACGCCUGUACCUCAGUGUGAUGCUGGAGAACUAUGCUCUUAUAUCAUCGCUGGGUUGCUGCUGUGAAGCAGAGGAUGUAGAGGCACCCACUGAAUUGAAUGUUUCUGAAAGAGUCUCAAAGGAUAAGAAUCUGAAGUCAGAAGUGUCUUCCCAGAAGAGCCACCCAUGUGAGAGUUGUGGGUGCAUCUUGAGAGAUAUAUUCCUCUUGCUUGGCCAGCAGGUCAUAACACUGCUGAGGUGUGGGGCGUGUGUGAAACCAUUUUAUUUCAGUGCACAGAGUCACCAGCAGGGCACAACACAGAAUGGUUUCAUAAGCAGUGUGGACAGGGUCUCACUUGAAAACAGCUGUAAUUUCCAUGUGUCCAGGGAUGCUUGUACCUCUCUUCAGGUUGGAGAAUGCUUCCUCAUCAAUUCCGGACAUCGUGAGCAACUGGCAACUUGCUCCAUGCCCGAAGGAAAGAAAACCUCCAAGUCUGGAAUGACUUUUAACACUGCAAAAUAUUACACCCCAAGAGAACGCAAGAAGACCAUUGACUGUGAUGACACACUUGUUGAGGACCAGAGAUUCCUUACUGGAAGACACUCUCGGCUUCGUGAACAUCACAGAAUUCACACUGGAGAAAGGCCUUAUAAAUGCAGUAUAUGUGGGAAAUCUUUUACCCGUAGCUCCUCCCUUCAUCAUCAUCACAGUGUUCACAAAGGAGAAAGGCCUUAUAAGUGCAAUGAAUGCGGAAAAUCCUAUAUUCAUAGCUCUGACCUUCGUCUACAUCACAGAGUUCACACUGGAGAAAGGCCUUAUGAGUGCAGUCAAUGCGGAAAAUCUUUUAGCUAUAGUUCUGCCUUCCAUUGUCAUCAGCGAGUUCACACUGGAGAAAGAGUUCGCACUGGAGAAAGGCCUUAUGAGUGCAGUGAACAGGGGAAAUCUUGUACAUGA